Molecule: messenger RNA, 307 nt
Organism: Racocetra persica
Lineage: Eukaryota; Fungi; Glomeromycota; Glomeromycetes; Diversisporales; Gigasporaceae
Source: the annotation of a GenBank genome assembly
AUGAAAAAAAUAGCGGAGGACUAUCUGGGAAAAAAAGUAAAAAAAGCCGUAAUUACCGUACCUGCUUACUUUGAUGAUUCCCAACGAAAUGCUACCAAAGAUGCCGGAGAAAUUGCUGGAUUAGAAGUAAUGAGAAUUAUUAACGAGCCAACAGCCGCCGCUUUGGCUUAUGGAAUUGAUAAAAAAAAAGAGGUUCGCACUAUUGCCGUCUUUGACCUUGGAGGAGGAACUUUUGACAUUUCUGUCAUUGAAAUCAACGAAGGCAUUUUUGAAGUGAAGUCUACUGCUGGGGAUACUUAUUUAGGCG